CGGAAGUGAUGUCACGCAAUGUGAAACCCCUGCUGAUAGAGCGGAAGGAAGAGGUGACAGCGGUCCAUAGGUUGUUUGGAUGCAGAAUUAGCGGAAAUGUCGGGGGCGAAGCGAUGUCCCGACUGCGGCUCUUCAGAGAUAGUGGAGGAUGCUCACUAUUCCCAGGAUCAGCUGGUGUGUGCCGACUGCGGCUGUAUUCUGAGUGAAGGCCUCAUCACCACCACCGUCAGCGAGGAGACUUCUUUGCAAGCUGUGAGAUAUUCCGACAGCACAGGAGAGAAUGACUCGGUGACCUAUUGCAUGAAACGGGGAAUUAUCCGUGUGCGAGAUCUGUGCAGAGUCCUAAGGCUGCCUGAUGGCUUUGUAGACACGGCCCUGUCCUACUAUAAACAAGCUGUUGGGCUCCCCCUUUAUCGCUUAGUCUCCAUCGAGAAGAAGGAGAUCAUUGUGGGCUGCUGUGUUUACAUCACUUGCAGGCAACAGCAAUGGCCUAUCACUAUGGGUACCAUCUGCUCUUUGAUAUACGCUAAGAAAGAACUGUUUGCGAGCCUUUUCAUGGACAUCGUGCAAGUCCUGAAAGUGGAUGUCCCAUCUAUUAGCCUCCAGAACCUUGUGAAAAGUCACUGCAGAAGUUUCAAGCUUUUUAAGGACUCGUCUGAGGUUCCUCCACAAUACGCAGAGAAACUGGACACGGUAUCCGAGAGGACUGUACAGACGGUGGAGCUGGCGUAUGAGACGUGGCUGGUGACUGGACGACACCCAAUUCCCAUGAUCACUGCAGCUGCCUAUAUAUCCUGGCAGUCCUUUCAACCAUCUCGUCGCUUAUCCUGUUCUUUAUCGCGAUUCUGCAAGUUGUCUGACGUCGACAUGCCGCCACCGUCAACAAUUCGGUUGAAGGAGCUGCAGGAGACCCUUAUUAAGUUGGCUUAUCAUCUCCCCUGGCUAAAGAUAUUAUCAUUAAAUCGAAAGAAUAUAGUGCAGCAUUUGGGCGACUUACUGAAGCACCGUGCUUUACUUCUCAGGCGAGCUCUGGCUGUCACCGAGGCAGAAUUAUCCAAAGGGACAGAAGCCUCUUCUUCCACUGAUCAGCUCAAUUCUACCUUGGUUUUUCUUCCCCCAUGUGUGAGCAACCCAAAAAAAAGAAGUCGCUCCGUUGCAUUUCCUUGUGGUGAUCUGGACAUAACCGGGGAUGAGGAAAUCUCCGACAGUGAGAUUGAGCAGUAUUUACGGACACCCGCUGAAAUGAAAGAUUAUCAGCAGGUCCAAAGCUGCAUCUCGAGUGUAUAAAUGUUAUUUUAUAAAUCGCAUGCAAGCUGCUUGUCCGCUGGGAGUCGCUUGUCAGAUUUUUUUUAAACCUCGAGCAAGUCCUUCUAGUAUGUAUUCCGGUUUCCUGGAUUGGAAGCAGUAUCCCUAAUAAUGAUCUCAUGUCCACUCCAUUGUUAUCCAUGUGAUGAGCUUGGCUUUGCAUAAGGUACUGACAAAUGAUUGGUGUCCUGUUUCUCUUGGGUUCUAGCGACCACCCAUGAACUGUUUUUGGGGGGUUUAUUAAUACUCUGUUUUAAGAAUUUUUGAGACAUCGAGUGCUAAAUUGGUUCAGAUAAAGGGUAAGUAAAGCUCUACAAACAUUGGCCUUGGGGUAGAAAUGAAUCUGUGUUCCACGCGGCCAGAAAUACAGAAGCCCUGCAACAUCAAGGCCUUUCAUAUCUCCUGUAUCCCUGGAUGUUGGGAUAUAUGUUGGAGGAGGAUACUUUAAUAAAUAAUACAUCUGAAAGGGGGUACUUACUACACAUAGGUCAAAGGUCACUUAGCACGGAUUAUGAAAAUGCCUUGCUCUGCCAUUUUUAACUGAAUUGAGGUAUACAUGGGAAGAUAUAUUUUUUUAUCCAUUGAGGUCUGUGAAAAACACAAAUGAUAAAUCAUCAUCAUCAUAGCAACGUUGUCUUUUUGGAUAUUGAUUUUUCUGUCUCUCUCUGUUUAUUUGUAUGUGUGUGUGUAUGUAUGUGGUUAUUUCAUGAUGUCUAAAAAAUGUAGUCAAAGAUUUUAAUACGAAUGAUACAAGACAAACAAGAUUUUCAUCAUUUUUAAUAAAUACAAUUGUAGUUUUGUCAGUAUUUA
Xenopus laevis (African clawed frog) is the source of this 2115-nucleotide messenger RNA. It is a transcript of the gene brf2.S, whose product is annotated as BRF2, RNA polymerase III transcription initiation factor 50 kDa subunit S homeolog. The record is from RefSeq and is marked provisional. NCBI's taxonomy places the organism in Eukaryota, Metazoa, Chordata, Amphibia, Anura, Pipidae. Gene Ontology annotation, cellular component: transcription preinitiation complex; nucleus. Gene Ontology annotation, molecular function: TBP-class protein binding. Gene Ontology annotation, biological process: transcription preinitiation complex assembly; DNA-templated transcription initiation; transcription by RNA polymerase II.